UAUCAAACCAUUAGAAGUACAAUCAGGUGUUGUUUUGGCAACACUGUCUACAAAAUUAAGAACCAUUGGGCUUUUUCAAUAAAUAUUGCUAUUUGCUAGCGGAAGGGACAAAGCAUCAUAGCGGAAGGGACAAAGCGUCAUAGCGGAAUAUACAUCAAAAAUUGUUCAGUUAUAUUUAAAUAUCUACCGUAGUAAUUUUGUUUUAAAAUGGCAGAUCCAUUGAUCAUGUUACGGAUGUAUAAUAUCGAUAAAAAAAAAAUCCGAAUUAACGACAAUGACAUAUUAUUCGGUGAUCUGUCCUGGCCAAAAACUUUCGAGUCAAAUUAUUUUGCUUAUGAGUAUGUACUGAUAUUUUUAUUAAUUUGAGAACAAUCAUUGUUGACAUUUAUGAUAUAAUAACAAGAAAUUCGGAAUGUAUAUUCGAACAGAAUUUCUAUAAUUGUUAUCGGUUAAGGUUUUAAAAGGACAUGUUCACCGGUUAUACAUUCUGAAUUUCUUGUAAGAGAUGUAUUCUGAUUGUUUUGUUUAUUCAUUGUUUUAGUACUAUUGAUUCAAACCUAAAUUAAUAUAACAUGUAUCUUUUGGCUUUCAUUAAUGUAUUAUGUAUUUACAUUUUACUUAAUAUAUUUGUUUUAGCUCUGGUAAAAAUGGUUCAACAAGAAGAUAUUAUACAUUGGAAUGUCUGUUGUUUUUAUUAAACAAUGCAACUCUCAGACAUUCAGAGUAUGUGCAACAAGCAAAAGUUAGUAAUUUGUUAUUGGUUAAUCAUUGAUUACUUGUCUGAUUUACUUUUUAUUUAUGUUUUAUACUGUAAUUCUAGGCUAAAAAUGUUCCGUAUAUACGAAGACCUGAUCGUAAACCACUUUUAGCUUAUUUAAGUGGUGAAUCACCUUCAUGUGAUAAUAUUGAUUAUGACUCGACACUACAAAAUCUAGAUUUCUAGAUUCUAAAUUAAUUUAGACAAUAAACUUGCUUUUUAAUUUGCGAGUUAAUCAAACUACUAAACAAUUACGAGAAAAAUGUUUACUACGUUUUGACAUUUGCUAUUGUAAAUACCUAUUGUGAUGUACUCUUUCAUAGGACAGUACUCUUUUUUGAUGCAUUGUCCUAUGUCUUAAUUGUACUUUUAUUAUUUUUUUUUGGAAAAUUACAAAUAAUAAAUAUAAAAAUGUAGGAAACAUA
Messenger RNA from Cinara cedri, 1182 nucleotides. Lineage: Eukaryota; Metazoa; Arthropoda; Insecta; Hemiptera; Aphididae. The record is from the annotation of a GenBank genome assembly.